AUCAGUGCGAGGGAGUCGUCGAUACGUCUCUCUCUUUCCCCCCGCUUGAGCUAGCCGCACUUUCUUCGGCGGAUAGAUUACUGACCGUCGACGCGCGGUGCGCAUGCGUUAACUGUGUCAAUCCAAAGAGUGAAAUCACUCUCUCCGCAUAACCUCAAAAUAACAAAAAGUGCUCAAAAUGACAAUCUCUAUUGGAAAUUCGGAUAUUAUCGUGAUAGUCCUUGGCUUGUACGUGGCCAAACGUAUCUACGAUGUGCUGUAUACGUUUGUUAUCGGCCCCGCCAUAAAUAAAGUGGAUUUCAAAUCGAAAGGGAAAUGGGCAUUGGUCACCGGCUGCACGGACGGGAUCGGGAAGCAGUACGCAAGGGAGUUGGCCGCACGAGGCUGUGAUAUUGUUCUAGUCAGCAGAUCGUUGGAGAAACUAAACGCAACAGCUGCGGAAAUAGAGAAGGAAUACAGAGUCAACACGAAGAUAGUCCAAGUGGACUUUAGUGAGGAAGAGGGAAUCUAUGAGAAGAUCGCGAACGAAGUCUCCGGCCUGGAGAUCGGCACUCUCGUUAACAAUGUGGGAGUGUCCUAUCCUUUCCCACAAUACUACUUGGACAUUCCGGAUAGGGACAAAUUGAUGACUACUAUGCUCAGAGCGAACAUAGUCUCGGUAACUCGAGUGACGGCCAUCGUCAUGCCGGGGAUGGUGGAGAGGGGAAAGGGAGUGGUCAUCAACAUUGGCUCCGUGUCGUCGUACACGCCGAGCCCUUUGCUGACAGCUUACGCUGCUUCGAAGGCAUUCGUCAACAAAUUCACAGAAGGCUUGGAUAUGGAAUACAGUAAAAAGGGGAUCAUAUUCCAAUGCGUGUCUCCUGGAUUUGUCUGUACGAACAUGAGCGGUAUUCGAAGGGAUACCCUCACCGCUCCUACCGCGGAGAGGUUCGUCAAAUCAGCCAUAAGUCUCGUCGGAACCACCUCCCAAACAACGGGAUACUUCCCCCAUUCCGUCUUCUUCGGGAUCAUGAAUGCGAUCAACUCGAUUUCACCACGAUUCUGCAACUGGCUCGUCACAAGAAAUAUGGAAAUCAGCCUCAACAGAGCCCUCAAAAAGUACAAAAAACAGUAAUUUUUAAUACUUUGAGCUCAGAAGUGGGUUGUCAAAAAUUAAUAAGGAAACACUAGUCUGCUUUGUAAUACACGCUUUUAAUACUUGCUUAAAAAUGUUCUUGAUUUUGAAAAGUGUACAGAUUCGUUAACUGAAUUGGCAGUUUGAGGUUCUAAGGAAAUUGGUCAUGUCUUUUACGGUACAACGGUAAUCGUAAGAAAACAUUAUAUUCUAAUAACACAUACAUAAUUUUGUAAUACCAACUUUAAUUAUGCACAAACUGCUAAUAAUUUAAUAUCUGGCUGUUUUCUAAAGUUACUUAUUUGACAAAUAUUUGCUGUAGAAAGCUGCGUGGAAUUUAGUACUAAAUAUCUUUUAACUUUUAUAGUAUGAAAUGUAAAUAUCUACUAACUUUCUAUUGUACAAUAUAUUUCACGGAUUCCUUUUUCCCUCUUUAUCACGAUUAUAAUUAUUUAACAUAGAA
Aricia agestis (brown argus) is the source of this 1577-nucleotide messenger RNA. It is a transcript of the gene spidey, whose product is annotated as very-long-chain 3-oxoacyl-CoA reductase-like. Gene Ontology annotation, molecular function: oxidoreductase activity. The transcript is spliced from 6 exons. The record is from RefSeq and is a predicted model, not a curated record. Bases 179 to 1114 code for a protein of 311 amino acids. NCBI's taxonomy places the organism in Eukaryota, Metazoa, Arthropoda, Insecta, Lepidoptera, Lycaenidae. Gene Ontology annotation, cellular component: endoplasmic reticulum.